Molecule: messenger RNA, 231 nt
Organism: Dicrocoelium dendriticum
Lineage: Eukaryota; Metazoa; Platyhelminthes; Trematoda; Plagiorchiida; Dicrocoeliidae
Source: the annotation of a GenBank genome assembly
AUGAAGGAAUAUGCCACCCAACUAGAAUGCGCCAUUGAGCAACGAACAUGCGCCCUUCAACUAGAACAGAAUCUGACAGACCAGCUGUUACAAAGCAUGCUGCCCAAACCGGUGGUGGAACAACUUCGUCUGGGGAAACACAUUGCACCAGAAGCUUAUGAUCAGUGUACCAUCUACUUCAGUGAUAUCGUGGGUUUCACAACAAUAUCCUCCAAGUCCACGCCAUUCGAA